Aureobasidium musti is the source of this 747-nucleotide messenger RNA. The record is from the annotation of a GenBank genome assembly. NCBI's taxonomy places the organism in Eukaryota, Fungi, Ascomycota, Dothideomycetes, Dothideales, Saccotheciaceae.
AUGCCACCUCCAUAUCGCCAACCAUCCCAAGUAGGCGCCACGGCAGCGACAAAACGUCCUUUCAAACCUCCAGCCAUCUCCAAAGGCGGCGCAACCUCUUCAUCCAGUGGCAACGCUCCUGCCAGACCUGCUCCAGCAGCUCAGAACCCAACAUCCCGAGCGACAUCUUCCACAAGACCGCAACCAUGGAAUGCAAACAAACCCUCAGGCUUUCAAGCUGCCAGCGCUCAGUUCGACAAAGACGACCUUGAAGCCAUGCUCAUCUCGGACGAAGACGACGACAAUGAUGAUUUCUCUGCCGCACCCACCAGACGGCCUGGUCCACCUACCACCCUAGAACCAGCAGCAAAACGUCAAAAGACUGCGCCGCAAUUACCCACACGCUUGCCCUCUCUAUCACCGCUAUCUUCUGCUGUACAACCUGACCCUCUGCCUCAACCCGCACACGCUUCGGCUGCAGCAAUAGGCAGUAAANAAGACGAUAUACCACUGCUUCCUUCAGCUCUGAUAACACGCCUUCUACACGAGAGCUUCGAUGACAAGACCACCAAAAUAGGCAAAGAUGCCAAUGCAUUGACGGCAAGGUAUCUGGAUCUGUUCGUCAGAGAGGCAGUGGCUAGAGCUACAGAAGUGGCGAAAGAGAGAAAAGAGAUGAGAGAGGCUGGAGGUCAGAAAGUGGAUGAUGGCGUUUGGCUUGAUGUGCAAGAUCUCGAAGAGGUGGCGCCGGGAUUGGUCUUGGACUUUUGA